AUGGCGUGGAUUAUUUUAACAUUAGCCGGAAUUCUAGCAUCGUUCUGGUUAAGAUGGCGGUACAAGAACAGACGAAUCAUGACAAUGGCGAGCAAACUGCCAGGUCCACCUACGCUACCAGGGUUAGGAAAUGCUCUGAAAUUUGUCUGCAAACCUGAAGAAUUAAUAACAGUGAUUAAGGACUUAAUGCGCGAGUACGGCGAUGUUAUGAGGUUCUGGCUGGGGCCUGACUUAAAUGUAGUUGUAAGUGACCCGGAUUCUAUUAAGAUAAUCCUUACAAAUAGUAAGAACAGUUACAAAGGUCCACAAUAUAAAUUUAUGGCUCACGUACUGGGAGGUGGAAUACUAAGUGGAUCAGGUCCCUCGUGGAGAAAACACCGCAAGGUCGCCAACCCCAAUUACGGGAAGCGAGCUAUUGAGAGCUAUGAGGCUGUUUUUAAUCGUGAAAUAGAUCAUUUCAUGAUAAAGAUAAGAUCUUUUCCAGUAGACCGACAAUUCGAUAUAUAUCCGUAUAUUGUAAACACUACGAGUUAUGUAGUUUGCCAAACAUUAAUGGGUCUAGAGAAAGAACAAACCAUGAACUUACCUCAUAUACAUUCUAUCAUAGACAUGACGCCACCACUAUACGACAUAGUUUUUGAUAGAAUGACUAAAUGGUAUUUACAAAUAGAACCCAUAUUCUUAAUGACAAAAGAGUAUCAACUGCAGAAACAAUUUAUUGCAAUGAUAACCGACUUUAGUACUAAAAUAGUUGAACAUAGACUAGAAAUGUUGAAGAAUUUACAAAAGGACGAGAUGAAUUUGAUGAAUUCCGAAGAAGACUCUUUGAGAAAUACUGAACUAAGCGUCAUAGAUAGAUUUAUAUUAUCUCAGGAAUUGAAUAGACAGGAAUUAUUAAAAGAAACAUUCACUAUUUUCACAUCUAGCCAGGAGGCCUCAGCAAAAAUAUCAUCAUUUGCCUUAUUGAUGAUGGCGUAUCAUCCGGACUGUCAGGAAAAACUAUAUAAAGAAAUAAAGACUGUUAUCGGUGAUGAAGACCGACAUGUCACUGGUGAAGAUUUGAAACAAAUGCCAUACUUAGAAAUGGUUUUUAAAGAGGUGCUACGUCUUUUUCCAAUUGGAGCUAUGUUGCAACGGACAGCCUCCGAAGAUAUAGUCUUAGAUUCGGGCGUAAUUCCAGCAGGAUCAUCGUUAGUAAUUCCCAUUUAUCACAUUCACCGAGAUCCACGGUUUUGGACGAGACCGGAAGAUUUCGAUCCUGAGAGGUUUAGUCCAGAAAAUUCUAAAUUACGUCAUGCAAAUUGCUACAUACCCUUCAGUUUGGGCCCAAUGGAUUGUUUAGGGAGAUAUUUCGGAACAAAACUAAUAAAGACAAUAGUUGUGAGAGUUCUCCGCGAAUUCGAAGUGACAUCUUUAAAUACUUAUAGAGAUCUACAACUGACCAUAGCCAUAUCUACCGCACCCGUCAAUGGAUUCGACCUCAUGCUGAAGCCAAGAGAAUGA
Achroia grisella is the source of this 1503-nucleotide messenger RNA. Its product is annotated as cytochrome P450 4C1-like. The transcript has 10 exons. The record is from RefSeq and is a predicted model, not a curated record. Bases 1 to 1503 code for a protein of 500 amino acids. Gene Ontology annotation, molecular function: monooxygenase activity; oxidoreductase activity, acting on paired donors, with incorporation or reduction of molecular oxygen; heme binding. NCBI's taxonomy places the organism in Eukaryota, Metazoa, Arthropoda, Insecta, Lepidoptera, Pyralidae.